This is a messenger RNA of Haliaeetus leucocephalus (bald eagle), 661 nucleotides long. RefSeq names its product FK506 binding protein 3, 25kDa (gene FKBP3). The record is from RefSeq and is a predicted model, not a curated record. The annotation marks the transcript as partial. The transcript is spliced from 5 exons. Gene Ontology annotation, molecular function: peptidyl-prolyl cis-trans isomerase activity. Lineage: Eukaryota; Metazoa; Chordata; Aves; Accipitriformes; Accipitridae.
CCUCAGCGGUUCAAGGGCACGGACGGCGCGGAGAAGGCGGCGGAGAAGGCGAAGCCCGCUAAGGUGGAGGAGGCCAAGGGGAAAGCGGCGAAGCCCGAGGAGGCCGUGGAGGAGGGGCCACCAAAGUAUACAAAAUCAAUUUUAAAGAAGGGCGAUAAAACCAACUUUCCGAAGAAAGGAGACACUGUUCAUUGCUGGUAUACAGGAAAACUACAGGAUGGAACAGUCUUCGAUACCAAUAUUCAAACAAGUUCAAAGAAGAAAAAAGCAGCCAAACCUUUAAGUUUCAAAGUUGGUGUAGGAAAAGUAAUCAGAGGUUGGGAUGAAGCUCUCUUAACAAUGAGUAAAGGAGAGAAGGCUCAACUGGAAAUCGAACCUGAGUGGGCGUAUGGCAAGAAAGGGCAGCCUGAUGCCAAGAUUCCACCAAAUGCAAAACUUUUCUUUGAAGUGGAAUUGGUGGAUAUCGAAUGAAAUGAAGAGUUUCCUUCACUGCUGGGAAUCCAUUUAUGAUCAAGAAAGCUUCUGACAAUGCAGUUUUGCUCUUGUAACUUCAGGAUAUAGUUACAACUGUGGCCUUGUAUCGAAAUCAAGUUUGUUCUCCCUGCCCCCCAACUGCUGUACAGUAACAUACCACUAAAGAAAACAUAGUUUAUACAUGCAA